AUGGUUUUGCAGAUGGUUAAGGGGCUAACCAAGGGUGAGUACGACACUAUCGCCACCAUGAUUCAACAAUCAAAGCCAUUUCCAAGUUUUUCUAGGGCUCGUUCUUCCCUUCAAUUGGAAUAUUGGCGUCGCGCAAGCCAUGACUAUCACAACGACACCGCACUUGUUGUUCCUCACUCCAUCCCAUCCGGAGGUGGCUCACCGCCAAAGACCCACCAGCAUCACAACCCUGGUGGCGCCGUCGACAACCGCGGUGUCAGUUCUGACCGUGGACGUGGAUAUGGUCGUGGUGGAAAAGGCAAGGGGAGAGAGGGGUUGGUGUGGAAAUUAACAACCACAACCAACAAAUCUCCAACAACACCUCUCAACAUGCCCAAUGGCAGCCCCAAUGGCAACAACAAGCUUUCUGGCCUAGACCAACACACUAGUGGCCUCAACAAUAGUAUUGGGCCACUGCACCUAUCCCCUACCCCUCUGCACGUACUCCAGUCCAAAACAGACCCACUGGUGGCCUUCUUGGGUCUGGUCUGCGAAGCCCAAAUCCGUAACAAGCAUACUCAGUGCAAGCCUAUGAAUACGGGAAACUUAUGCCUUUCACUGAUCUCGGAUCCCUUUUCAACUCCAUGA
Messenger RNA from Spinacia oleracea (spinach), 627 nucleotides. RefSeq lists its product as uncharacterized. Lineage: Eukaryota; Viridiplantae; Streptophyta; Magnoliopsida; Caryophyllales; Amaranthaceae. The record is from RefSeq and is a predicted model, not a curated record. Bases 1 to 627 code for a protein of 208 amino acids. The transcript has a single exon.